ACAAACAAACAAACCGUUGUCAGGUGCAGGGUAACUUCGUCAUUGUUGACAGCUGCAUCAAAGGCAACCUUAGCUAGUUAGCUACAGGCGACAAACUAUUGUUGGUUAACUUUAACAGUUACAGUAGAAUCUAUUCCGUAGACUUACAAUGAGUUUAGACUCACUCUUUCAUCAAAUCCUUCUGACUGAACAACAAUUAACUGAGCAGACCCAAAAACUCAAAGAAGUCAAAGUAGCCAUCAUCAGAUGUAAUGAGAAGAUCAAGAGCGCCACUGAAAGGUAUGAAAAGACCAAUGAGGAACUUAAUAAAAAGGCCCAGCAGUUGUCUGCGAUGAGGCUGCAGCAUGAUCUGAUGAAGAAAUGUGCAGACCAGAUGUCGAAGCAAAUUGAAGAGCUGCUCUGCCAGAAGAGCCACCUCGGGGAACGGCUAGCCAAGAUAAAGAGGGAGUCUAAAGAAGAAGAGGAAAACUACCUUCAGGAGAUCUCAAGGUUCAACAGUGACUUCAGUCUUCGAGGGAACAGAGAGAUAGUGUUCGAGAGCCAAACACACGCUGAGAUCCUGGACCUGGAGAGGGAGGUGGAAUCAUUGUACAAAGAGAUGGAGCUGAUGAGCCGCAGCAACAGCCACAUGAGCUCCAUGCAGGAGGAGAAGAGAGCACUGCAGCUCAAACUACAGGACCUGGAUAGCAUCCAGAAAGACCUGGAUCGGCAGUUCGCUGAGGCUGAAGCAAUGACAGAGACUCUGAGAGCGGAGAGGCUGUUUGUCAGUCAGAAACCUCUCACUGACAGCACCUGUCUGAGGCUGAGGAAGGAGCUGGAGACGCAUAAAGAAGGCGAACUCGAGCUUCUGAGAGAGGCGCUCAGCUCGGAAAUACAGUUCCUGAAGUCAGUAAGUUACCGUGUCGUGAGCAAGGGUUAUUCAGGCUAAUACAAAGUAUUUUAGAAAAGACAGAGUCAUUCAUAUCCCACAAGAAUCAGACAGGAUUACUUGCAUGUCCAAAUAAUAUCUGCCAAGUCUAGCUAAGGGGUGGAAAGGGAAGUUUAAAACUCAUUCAUGUCCAUCUGCAUUCUUAACUGGGUUCUUUGUAGACUUUCAUUCAGUUGUUCAAUUCUUUUAUUUUCUAUUUUCAGAAGCUGGACAGCAGCCAGGGAAGAAAGCAGCAUUAGUUUUGGCACAGUGAUGAUACAGGAAGGUUACAUUAUUCAUUGAUCAUCUCUUCUGUUAAAAAACAUACAUGCUGAUGAAUAGACGGGAGCGAAAGGCUUGAAAGAAGUCAGGAAGGAAACAAAGGGAGGGACGUGUGUGUGUGUGUGUUCUUUAAUAUUUACCUAAAAAGUUACAUGAAAAGAGCAAAUUUCGUUCUGGGAGUCUUGUUAACAAAAUGUUAGUGUUGACACUUGUAAACUGUUAGUGGAAAAGCUGAUACAAAAUAGACAUACAAUAUCACAAUUGAUAAAUCUUUUAAGUGAAAUAUUUUUUUUCUUUUACAUUUCAUUUUCAAGCUAUACACUGCAGGUCUGUUUUUACCUUCAAGUAGUUGUUUUAAUGAGAAAAUGUAAGCUUUUUAUUCUAAUUUAGUUGCUCAGGACAAACAACUAAGCUCAUACACAUGCCUUGUGAACAGAAUGACAUGUGCGUCAUCCCUUGCAAAUAAAGGAGGCAUUCAAAAAGUGAUUUAAUACUGCCCUCUAGUGUACAAAGAGUAACAUUGCUAUAAUGGGGGUUGAGUCAAAACAGAUGCUUAGAGACUGAAUUAGCAUUGAACAGCAUGUAAUUCAAUCACUGACAUUGGAAUAAUGCAAUAAAAUAAAAGCACUUACUUACUUUCACUGCUGCAGUUAUUCUGUCCAGAGAAUAUAACACUAUUUGGCCAAAAGUAUGUGGACACCAAAGCACAUAUAUUCAUUUAUUGUACGUUAUUCCAAAAACACAUGGGUAUUAAUAUGCUGAUGUAUAUGGUGUUCUGGGAACUUGGCCGCAGGGAUCCAUCCCAAUGCGGUCUGAUACAGUGGAGGUCCGGGCUCUGUGCCGGCCAGUCAAGUUCUUCCUCAUCAAACUGGAAAAAGCGGGGUUGUUUAUGAACCCAGUCAUGUUUAAACAGGAAAAGGCCUGCCCCAGACUGUUGCCACAAACAUAGAAGCUCAAUCUUGUCGAAAAUAUAAUUGUCUGCUCCUUAGUUGAUGUGAAUUAAGUUGUAGCCUGUCCUCUUCCAGGUCUCCAUGGUGGAGAGGAGGUCUUGUGGCUCAGGUCAAGUUUGGCUAAGCGUUUUUGCGGAUCCAUUCUUCAUAGAUAUUACAAUCUAUUCUACUCUGUACACGUGUUUGUAUGUCUGUCCAUCCUGGGACAGGGAUCCUUCUUCCGUUUUUCCACGUUAAAGGUUUUUUUGGGGUAUUUUCUUCCUUAUCCGAAUCGAGGGUCUAAGGAUAAAGGGUGUGCUGUGCAGAUUGUAAAGCCCCCUUAAGCAAAUUUGUAAUAUUGGGCUGUAUAAAUAAAAUUGACUGGACUUGACAAUACUCACACUUGUUUUGUUUAUAUGUGAGUCAGUUACCAAGAAAAGCCCACCUUACCACUGCUCAUCCCUCAGCCCACAGACGGUUAUUUCCGUAAUUGAUGAUUAGACAGUCUGUCGGCCUACACCAGAGGGUCAUUCUGCGGGUCAUUUUCUCCCUGAUUAGAGUGAUUCCUAAUAGAAUGAUGUGGAAUGUCAAUGGCUACCUAAUGAGAUCCUGCAAUCUCAUUUUGACUUUUUAACCUUGAUCUCAGUGAGCUACGUCUGGAUGUGUUAGCAAAACCGAGAGCAGACAGAACAGGAGUCCAUUUGGCGGAGUAGUUAACCUCAUUUCAACUGCUGCUCUCGUCGAGACCUCGCCAUCAAGCACAUAAACAAUGAGUGACUAUUAACAAAAUGAAGUCAGAAGGAAAGCGGAGAAGAUGGCAACCAGAACACUUGAAGCUGAAUCCCUCCUUUUAUGGAAAUGCAAUGAUCCAGGCGUUUAUCUUCAGAGAAAUCCCCUUUAAUACAAAGUGUUCGUGAUUGAGUCAUAGACUGUAGUACAGUCGCUGCCUCGCUGAAACAAUACGGUUGUGUUUGCCGUGUUUAGGUUCACGUCAUUUCCCACCAAUGACUGGACCGUGGGGAAAUUCCCCGGGAUAGCGAAUGUAGGGUUACUUAGACGAGUAAUCCUCAAUUUACGUUUUAUUUUUCAGCUAAGGUGCAUCCAUGUAGCUUCUAACUAAAUAUAUAAAGUAAAAUCGGUCAUUACAGGAGAGAUCAAAAUCUUGGGUCCUGCUUUUUCAAAAGGAAACGAGUCAGUGUCCUAAAAUUGCCUUACCCUCAGACCCCAUUAGUGGCAAAGGAAUAGCAAACAUGGCUGGAGCAUGCAGUAAAAAGUCGGACACUGCUAAAGCUGCA
This is a messenger RNA of Micropterus salmoides (largemouth bass), 3413 nucleotides long. RefSeq names its product coiled-coil domain containing 172 (gene ccdc172). The record is from RefSeq and is a predicted model, not a curated record. Gene Ontology annotation, cellular component: cytoplasm. Bases 149 to 928 code for a protein of 259 amino acids. The transcript is spliced from 7 exons. NCBI's taxonomy places the organism in Eukaryota, Metazoa, Chordata, Actinopteri, Centrarchiformes, Centrarchidae.